Messenger RNA from Heterostelium album PN500, 783 nucleotides. RefSeq lists its product as uncharacterized. The coding region runs from base 1 to 783 and encodes 260 amino acids. Lineage: Eukaryota; Evosea; Eumycetozoa; Acytosteliales; Acytosteliaceae. The record is from RefSeq and is a predicted model, not a curated record. The transcript has 2 exons.
AUGGAAGAUAAGAAAUUAUAUACAAUCAUAAUUUCAAUAUUGUUGUUUUUAUCGACUGCAAUGUUGGUUAUGAAUCUACUGACACCUGUCUACUCGAUAAAGUAUCACCAGCACUAUUCAUUCAAUGGAUCGGAGGAGCAUAACUACAACUAUAAGUAUUUCUAUAAUUUCGCAUACGAAGAGAUCACCCUCAAGUCGAGUGCUAGUGCCAACGAUACACAUGUCUUCAAGGAGAAGUCGCCAUGGCCACGUGUCAACUACAUUCUCAUCUCCACCGGUGUCACCCAGAUUGUCGGUAUCAUCGUUCUCAUUGGCUAUGGAUUCUUUGUGACACCGUUCAAUCAUAAUUCCAACCUGAGAAUGCACCAAACCGUUGCAAUGGUCUGCCUGGUUGCAGCGCUACUCUUCACAUUCGUCUCACUCGUUCCCUACGGUGGAAUGUCCUACGCCUUCCGUUACUCCAACAAACUCGGAACCGACCAUACCUGUAUAAUGAAUAACAAAUAUAUUCACCAAUGUAAAAGUUUAUCUGGAAAAGUUCAUCAUUCACCAAAGUAUGUAUCAUAUAGUUGGGGAUAUGACUUUGGUUGGUGGAUGGAGUUGUUUGCUUUCAUUAUGAUGAUAGCUAUCGUUCCAUUCAAUUGCAAAUUAAACAAGAGAUUAAACUCUGGUAUCGAUAUCAUUCAAAUUCCAAAUGACCUUGGAAAGGAAGAGGACUCAGAAUAUGAUCAAUUCGUAUUAGGAUUGAACAAAGAUAAAAUUUAUUCAAUUGAUGACAAUUAA